This is a messenger RNA of Naegleria gruberi, 5043 nucleotides long. RefSeq lists its product as uncharacterized. Gene Ontology annotation, biological process: cyclic nucleotide biosynthetic process; intracellular signal transduction. The transcript has a single exon. Gene Ontology annotation, molecular function: phosphorus-oxygen lyase activity. The record is from RefSeq and is a predicted model, not a curated record. Bases 1 to 5043 code for a protein of 1680 amino acids. NCBI's taxonomy places the organism in Eukaryota, Heterolobosea, Eutetramitea, Acrasida, Naegleriidae.
AUGUCCGGGAGUGAUGAGUUGGAGGCCUCUGCUAUAGAAGACGACCAAAGAUCUAAUUAUUUCGAAUCGAGGACUCAUAUGAAAGGAAAUGGAGAAGGCUCAAGUAUUGUUGGAAGUGCACUAAGUGUUCAAUCGAAUAAUAGUACAAUAGCCUCGACAACUAUGAGAACAGUGCAAACUGGAAUAUUGACUUUUAUUUUGGCUCUACAGGAUAAAUCAUACAAGAAAUCAAAGAGGUUUAUUUUUAUUUCAAUACUGUAUCAUUUGUAUAUCAUUUGGACUUCAAUCUUCUUACCAACACUAGGCGAAUACAAUUGGGGAGAGUAUGGAAGUUGGAUUUUCAAAGCACUUAAUUAUCCAAUCACAUUUUCAUUAGAUUUGGUGCCCUAUGAAGAGAGUGCUGCAAUUGCAGGUGUCAUUAUGGCUGUCAUCUUGUUGGGUUUGUUUUUUGUGUCAUUUUCUGCUUGGACUGUUUAUAGAAAUAGCAAGUUGGUUGAAAAGAUGAAAGUGGUAAUGGCUGUGUCGAGUUUGGUGUUUUCAGUGCUGAGCAAACCAUUUGCUUUUGUUUUGGCUGGUUUUAUUGAUUGUGACUUUUCAAAGACAGUUUACUUUGAAGAUAUUGAUGAUAAUACUAAUGCACUUUCUCGAUUCCAAACAGUUGCUUGUUUUGGAGGUAACACGUACUUGUAUGCACUUUCGAUUAUUUCAAUGCUUGCAUUUUCUCUAGUGAUACUUUCAACUCAUUUUGCCUAUUCUCCUAGUUGGAGGAGUAAGGUUGUGUUUCAUACAGUUGUUGGUUGGCCCAUUACCUAUUUGGUUAUUUCAAACAUGCUUGAGAUUUAUCUAAUAUUCUUUAUUCCAAAAUCUGAAAUUUGGGCAAGAGCUACUUUACAUUUGGUAGCAGCCCUGACAUUUGUUCCAAUGAUUCUAAUUACACUUCCCUUUCAGAGACGUAUUGAAAAUUCCUUCUAUCUUGCUGUAGCUUUUGCAAAGGUUGGAUCUUCAAUUGGUUCACUCAUUUCUUCCUUGGUCAAUUCUAAUAAUAAGUGGGAUUUAGGUCUUGGAAUGUCAGGUUUAACAAUUGGUCUCAUUAUUUUAGGUUUCUGUGUUGGAUUCAUUGUGAUGGAGUUGUAUAUACUAAGAACAAUGGCUUUCAUUAGACACAAGAUGAUUAAGGCCAUCGAGAGAGGAGUUUCCAUUUCAGAUACUGCUCAAACUCAACUUUCAGAGUCUGCAAAAAUGGGCCUUGAAAGAGAAGCUACAAAUAUCUAUUCCUCACUUCAUGAAUCACAAAGUUUGAACAAGCUCAAAAUAUUUAUUAGGUUUAACAUAAUCCGAAGAAGCAAGCAAACAAAGGCAAUACUAGACGAUACGGAUAUGUGUCUCGCAUUUAUUAAGGGUGUUUCUCAUCAGAAAACAUUCAAUGAUCCUUCUCUAAUAUUGUUCUCCAGUUUACUUAUCUAUGUCAACCAUCCAGAUGAAUCGAAUAGCUCAAUUUUUGCCAAUAGUUUGUUGAAAAAAACUACGCGAGUCAAGUUAUCAUUCUUUGAGAAAGUUACCCUUGGUGAGGUUACCAAAGAAUUGAACAUCUCUAAAAAUGGUAAAGUUGCAAGAAACACAACAGACUUGGAAUCAUUGCUAGUUAGAGUUGAUUCAAAUUUUUCGCAACUCAAAUCUCUUCACAAAUCCUUCUGGAAAGAAUUUUUACAAGAUGUUGUUGACACUACUAACUUGGAAGUUAUCAAUAGUAAAUGUGCUCAAUUGAUGGCUGACUCUGAAAAUAUUUUCCACAAUAGAAUUUCAAGAUAUAAGAAUAACAAAACCUUCUUGAGAUCAUAUGCUCGCUUUCUAGAUGAAAUCAAGUUUGACAAGGAUCAAGCUGCUGAACUCUUCCAAGAAGCAGCAACUAUGGAAGAGGAAGAGCUUGCCACAAAGAGAAGGAGGCAGAGAAAGUUUAGUCGUGUUGUGCCCUAUGAUGGACCUGUAGUAAGCGUUGAACCUCCUGCAUUCUCUCUCGAUGGGUUGAGAAAGGGAACAAAUGAACCAAUUACAAACCUAAUGGAUGAUGAUUUUGAUGAUCAUAUGUUGGAUGGUGUUGAGAAUGAACCUGCAACUAAGAGAGAGUAUGUUUUCAAAGCGGCUCUAGCACAAAAGACCAACGGAGAGUUGCACGUGGCCUCUGUAGUAAUGUUCUGCCUUCUUUCAUUUGCAAUAAUACUUGUUUCCCUUGUGUUGAAUGUGUAUUAUUCAGAGGAAGUUCUUUCAAAUGUCAAGUUUGUCCAACAAGUUUGUGAACCAACUGUUUCUUCAUAUGCAAUCUUGAAACAAAUCAGAAAUAAUCAAAUACUAAUCCAAGCAAAGAAUCAGGGUAUUGGUGUUCAGGAAGCUGAACUAAUUGACGUCUUGGAAAUAGAAACAGAUAGCAACAUUACUGUAACAAGUUUAAAUGAGAUUUGGAAGGAGAGACUUAAUUUCUAUGUUGAACAUAUUGAACAUGUUAAAAAGAUGUCACAAGGUAAAAUUGUUGGAAAAUUCACACCUGAAAUGUAUGAAGAUUACAAUAGUGAAACAAAUGAAGUAUUUGUUCCUGUGAUUCAAACAAAGAAUCAAAAUUCAUUCAUUGAGGUCAUUAAGAAGAAUGUUUCACUCUCUGAAAUUUCAUCACUCUUGAUUGAUAUUGUUGAAAAUUAUCCAUCAGGAGGAUACAAUGAAACAUUGAAAGAAUAUGAUUUCAUGUUGGUAUUCUUGAACAGGGAAACUUUCACAAAUGCCUUUGUGAAAACAUGUUUCAGUUUCUUGGAAAGAUGUGAACUUGACUCUGUGCAAUUUGAUAACACUUUCCUCUAUUUCUUUGUUGGUUCUGCCUGUUUUUAUAUUCUGUCCUCCCUAAUUUACAUUAUUUACAUCAGGAUUCAAUUCACUCUAGUUGCCAACACACUGGCAUUAUACGAAAGACAUUUAACAAAAGACUUGGUUGGUAAGAUCUACCAAGAAUUAGGAAAGAAUGUUGAUGAGAAUUCUACCACUAGCUUCCUUAAAUCUUUCAUUACCAAACCAAAGGUAUUUUCUUUUGUUUGUAUCCUUUCUUUGGCUUUUCUUACAAUUCUUGCAUCAUCAAUGAUGUUUUUGGAGUUGAGAUUGAACUCUGACUUGGGAUUUUCAACCAUGUUGAGUGUGCGCAAGACUGCAGAAUCAUUAGUGUUGGCCCAAUCAAUUGGGCACAAGUUGAAUGAGCAGUUCAUAUCAACACUUUCUUCAUCUAUUUACAAUGAUCCCUUGCUUGUAAACAACUCAACAAUGAAUCUAUUCAGAUAUGAAGUGAGAUAUAAUGUUACUGAUUUUAGAAGAACAUAUAAUGAGCUGAUUUACGGAAAAAUAGGAGUUUCACCAACCAUUCUUGGCGCCAUUCCAAAGAUUGAUGAAAUUAUUACAGGAACAGACUGUACUGCUGGAAACUGCACAAGUUUGGAAAACACAGUCGAUGAGUUCACUAUUAAAUCAAGCAAGUACAAUGAGGAUUUGAUGAAAGGUGUUUUCUCUCCAGAGGAGCUAAUUUUGAAAAACACAGUAGUUGAUGGUUUGGUACAUCAUUUGUGUGUUGAUUUGUUAGAGUUUUUGGCCUUGUUUACCAUUGCUAGAUCAACACCAUCAACAAUUAUUGCACUUCUAUUCGGUAUAUUUGGAUUUUCUGCCGUAGUGUUAUUUUUUGGCUUGUUGAACAAGGUGUUCCACAAUCAUUGGAAUGAUAUUUUCCAUUUAAGAAACAUGUUGAAUUAUGUUGGAUAUGAUCACUUGGAUUCCAGUGAUCCUUUGAGAAACUAUGCUUUGUACAAUCAGUUACCAGGUAAGAAUAUAUUCAAAAAGAAGAAUAAGAUUGCCUCAGCAGAGGGUGAUGAAUCCAAAGUAAGAAAUAUUCUCAAUGCAGCAGUUGAUGGAGCAGUGUUGUGUAACAGUGCAUGCGAUAUUGAAAUAUUCAAUCCAGCAGCUCAAAGAAUGUUUGGAUGCAAACAAUCAGAUACUUUGGGAACUCCAAUUUUCACUCUCUUUGAUAAAGAAUCGAGGACAGAGUUGGAGAGAGUCAUUUCUGACUUGAUUAAGAAUGCCAAAUCGACAACAUCUUCUGAAAGUCUUGGUGAAACUGUUGAAUUGGAUUGUGUGAGAAAGAACUUGACAAAAUUCCCUGCAAAAAUCAAUUUGUUUUCAACACUGUUUGAUGGAAAACCAGUUGUGACAUGUUUCAUUAAGGAUGCAACUUCUGAAAAGAAACAAAAUGCAUUGUUGGCUGAAGAAAAGAAAAAGUCUGAAAAUCUAUUGAGAUCUAUUUUGCCAGAAAGUGUUGCCAACAGAUUGAAAUCUGGUGAAACAUUCAUUGCUGAGAAAUUUGCAGAUAUUACCUGUUUCUUUUCUGACAUGGUUGGAUUCACUCAAAUGUCUUCAACCCUCAAUCCAACUCAAUUGGUUGGAAUGUUAAAUAAUAUUGUGAAUGGAUUUGAUGCCUUAACAGACAAAUAUAGUUUGGAAAAGAUCAAGACAAUUGGAGAUGCCUAUUUUUGUGUUGGAGGAAUUGGAAAUACACAAUCUGAUCACCCAGAAAGAAUGCUUCGUUUCUCAAUGGAUAUUUUCCAAAUAUUGAGAACCUACAAUGAACAGAAUAGAAAGGAAUUUGGACAUCAAAUCAAUAUUCGAGUUGGAGUGAAUACAGGAAGUGCAGUUGCAGGUGUGAUUGGUACAAAGAAAUUUGCCUAUGAUUUGUGGGGUGAUACCAUCAACACUGCUUCUCGAAUGGAAUCGACAUCAAUUGCUGGAAGAAUUCAAAUUUCCAGAUCAACUUAUGAAAGAGUUUAUGAUAUGGGUCUUGAAUUUGAAGAAAGAAGUGUUGAAGCAAAAGGAAAGGGUUUGUGUCUCACUUAUUUAGUCAAAUCUCAUCACCAUGCUCAAGCAAUCAUUACGGAUGAUGUUGUUGAUUUUGUUCCAGAAGAAGAAAAGGAUGAGCAAGACUUGGAAGUAAGCUAUCCUGUUAGGUCCAGUAAAGAUGAAGAAUAA